AGGCUGGGCGUCGAACUCACAACCUGAAGUAAAGAUAUAAAACCUCAGCUCCCGGCGCUUUGACGCACAUCUGACUUUACGCAAAGCUCCGACAGGAGAACAGAGAACCAGAGGAACAGAAACUUACAGAGAACAUGUACUCACGGUCCGAGAGCAUCACCAUGACCGUCCCGCAGGAGAGGUUCGCCUUCCCCCGGACGGCGACGCGCAGCACGGAGCCGGAGGUCUUCACCUUCGAGCGGAUUCCGGCUCAGGCCACCGCCGUGCGCUCCUACGUGCCCAUCCGGCCCAGGAAGCGCUGCACCCGGGUUAUGUACCCAGCUAAAGUCCGCAUGCAUCUCCCCCCUCCGGAGAAGAGCCAGGCCAAGCGCUGGCUGGUGAUCCUGUGCCUGGUGGUGCUGUGGCAGAUCUACACCGAGGAGCCGUGCGCCGACGCCCCGCUGAGCAGCGUCGAGGCGCCGAUCAGCGAGUACCAGGGUUUCUCCUUCCAGUCCCCGGAGGAGCUCGCACAGAUCCGCACCAGCUCCGAGCUGGAGUCCGCCCCACAGGACCCACACCACAUCAUGCCCGCCACCAGCUGCCCCAGGCCCGGACAGGACGCCGAGAGCAGCCGGCCUGUGGAGCAGAGCACCGCCGGGAACAGCUACGUGGUGGCUCUGCUGGUCUACCACAGGCUGGGCAGCGACAGCUAAGACUCCGGGUCCUGGUUUCACCUAAAUCCACCAGAGCCUGAACCUGUUGGAUCAAACUGAACCGAGCAGGAGCUGAUCCUGAGCCGCUCCUGGAGAACAGCGGUGCGCCCUGAGAGGCGCAGCCGGGGAGGGAGCUCCAUGCGCCCGCUUCCCCCUGACAGAGGUCCCCCUGAAAGCAGCGGAGGACACUCGAUGUGGAGCAGGACACUGACACUUUAUAAAACUGAAACUUGAAUUGAAGAAAACUUGAACUUGUCUGUGGUUUAAUCACAGAGUCUCUGCACUGACAGGCCUCAUGUUACAGGCCAACAGCUGAAACUCAAUGAAAAUGUCUUAUUUGCUAUUUAUUGUCUUAUUUGCUAUUUAUUGAAUAAUAAUAUUAAUAAUAAUUUUAAUAAAAAAAUGUCGAAAAGAA
Messenger RNA from Hippoglossus stenolepis (Pacific halibut), 1107 nucleotides. It is a transcript of the gene ier3, whose product is annotated as immediate early response 3. The record is from RefSeq and is a predicted model, not a curated record. Lineage: Eukaryota; Metazoa; Chordata; Actinopteri; Pleuronectiformes; Pleuronectidae. The transcript has a single exon. Gene Ontology annotation, biological process: negative regulation of apoptotic process. Bases 135 to 692 code for a protein of 185 amino acids.